Molecule: messenger RNA, 1314 nt
Organism: Corticium candelabrum
Lineage: Eukaryota; Metazoa; Porifera; Homoscleromorpha; Homosclerophorida; Plakinidae
Exons: 2
Coding region: 21-1082 (353 amino acids)
Molecular function (GO): GTP binding
Source: RefSeq, a predicted model, not a curated record
GUCAGCACUUCUAUUUUAGCAUGUCUCAAGAAAACAGUGUUGUGCCAGAAGACAUUUUGUUCCCACAGUUUACGUACGUCAGAGACCUACUAAGAACAAGUGAGAACUUGUCUAGUUUUGUUGAUGGUCUGGCUGUGGAAGGGACAGUAAUUGAUGAACUGCUAAAAAGCGACAUAAUCGACAACGAUGAACUCCGGUCUGCCGCUCCUGCGGACUUACAAUCAGAAAACAGGAUGCAACAAGCGGAAUUUCUUCUAGAAAAGAUAAGCGCUUGCAGAGAAGUACCUAUAGCCAAAUUCCUCUUCUUUCUUUCAGAGCGAAAGCCGGGAAUCAUCAACAUCUUAGAAGAAGGACUGCUGGAACAAGUCCAACAAGUCAUGGAGACUGACCGGAAAGAUGAAAAAGCUACGCCAAUAUCAUCAGAGUCGAAAUUCGAGAAGGGGCAUUCGAAUUUGUUUACAAAAUCCAAAGAAACGCAGCAUGCAAUCACCAUUCUAUGUGUGGGCAAAAGUGGAACAGGAAAGUCAACACUUGCAAAUGCUCUAGCUGGGAAGCUGGCCACUGAUGCAGAAAGUGCUCGAACGGGACGAGGAAGUUACACUGUGAAAUCGAAGACAGAAAAGAUUGAAUGCCUUACCAACGAAAUUCCGUUUAGUUUCUGGGACACCCCUGGACCGACCAACACAAAAGACCGCAAGACCUUUCGAGAAAUCAAAAAGGAAGUCAAGAAAGAUGAAGGUGCUGUCAAUCUGCUCGUCUUUUGUGCUCCAGCACACGAAGGACGAGACACUCCAGAAAAUGGUAUCAUCAUUGAGAACGUGACCAAAGAAUUUGUUGUGAAUCCCGAUAAUGACAAGACAACAGCUGCAUAUUUUCACAAACACUGUAUUACCGAGAUGACAAGGAGGUACCGGAAAUUUCUCACCCAGACAGUUGGCAUCACUCCACAACAGGCAGAAACGGUUCCUUGCGUGCCCAUAGGAAGACGAGCAGAAGACUACCUCUCUGAUGGCACCAAUUGGAAGGAAAGGUUCUGGAUGACUUGUGUAGCCAGAGCCUCUAAAGAUAGAGGAAUUCUCUAGUCUUUUUACUUGUUGUACUCAUUAUUGGGAUUGAUAGCACGGUAAGAGUGAAAGGCCUGGCUAAUAAUUCACUAUAUGGGAAUGUAUGCUGUUCCUAUUGGUAAUUAAUUAUCAACGUAGAAAUUGCAUAUUAAUUACUCUAUGUAUAGUGGACCAGGCCUAUACUAGAUCAGGAUUAUUGGACCAAUAGUAGUUAUUUGAGUGAUGUUGGAAGAUGUAAACAGAUGAUUAG